Messenger RNA from Centropristis striata (black sea bass), 6165 nucleotides. RefSeq names its product Janus kinase 2a (gene jak2a). Gene Ontology annotation, cellular component: cytosol; cytoskeleton; membrane. The record is from RefSeq and is a predicted model, not a curated record. Gene Ontology annotation, molecular function: ATP binding; non-membrane spanning protein tyrosine kinase activity; cytokine receptor binding. The transcript is spliced from 24 exons. Bases 472 to 3873 code for a protein of 1133 amino acids. Lineage: Eukaryota; Metazoa; Chordata; Actinopteri; Perciformes; Serranidae. Gene Ontology annotation, biological process: cell surface receptor signaling pathway via JAK-STAT; intracellular signal transduction; peptidyl-tyrosine phosphorylation.
UUACCCCUCUAAGGACUACCUACCCUAAGGGAACUCUAGCAUAAAGAUGCUUCCGUGUUUGACACGGAAGAACCAGAGUUUGUGGGUCAGACAGCAGGCUGAACCGUUUUGAGGCAUCCUGCUCCGCCCUCACCAACACCAUCACCACCAUUACACUACCAGCCGGAGACGGUUGAGGCUGAGUAACAGUAGAGUUUCCCACAGUCAACCUGAGCGUCAUGUCGGACGGCAAUGAACUCGGUGAGUAACUGAGUGACUCGCUGCGUGGCGUCAAAUGAGAAGAGUUUAGAAGAAGCUUUGAAGACACACGGAAUGGCAGCAAACGGGACACAGAGCGGAGAAACGGGACUUUAGUUGAAGUGUGGCCGCGACUUUAGACUUUACACAAACCUGUGUUGGAUUGAGGAAACUGAAGCAGCCACAGCAUACCAGAAGACAACAAGCAGGGUGGAUGUUUCUUCUAAGUAGCACAUGGCCUGUAUUCUGCUGACAGAAAUGGACCCACCCACCUCCGGUCCCACAGCAAAUGGCCUUCACCCAGACCUUGAUCCAGCCACUGGACAUGACCCCAAGCAGGACACAGAUGCCAUCUGCCUCACUGUCCACCUUUACUACUCGGGGAAGGAUGGAGGAGGCGGUGGUUCUGAAAACGGUUCAGAAAAUGCCCUCACGUUUCCACAUGGGGAGUACGUGGCAGAAGAACUGUGCAUCAGUGCAGCGAAAGCAUGUGGGAUUGCUCCAGUGUACUGCAGCUUGUUUGGCCUGAUGAGGGAAAGUGACAGAAUAUGGUUUGCUCCUAAUCACGUCUUUAAAGUGCACCAGUCAGCUAAUGAGAGCCUACACUUCAGAAUCAGGUACUAUUUUCCUGGCUGGUACAACAGCGGCAAUUCAUUGUAUGCUCAUCGCCAUGGCAUGUCCAAAGAAACGGAGAGCGCUGUGAUGGAUGACUGUGUCAUGGCAUACCAAUUUUUUCAGUGGCGUAGUGACUUCCUGAAUGGCUGGGUUCUUAUUCCAGUCAGUCACGAGGCCCAGGAGGAAUGUUUGGGUAUGGCGGUGUUGGAUAUGAUGAGGCUCGCCAAAGAGAGUGGUCGGUCACCUGUGGACAUCUACAAUUACACCAGCUACAAAUCCUUUCUGCCGAGAUGCAUGCAAAGCCGCAUCCAGGAAUAUAACAUCGUGACUCGGAAGAGGAUCCGCUAUCGCUUCAGGAAGUUCAUCCAGCAGUUCAGUGAUUGCAAGGCCACGGUGUGCAACCUCAAGCUCAAAUACCUGAUGAGCCUGGAGAUGCUGCUGCCCUCCCUCUACACCGAGCGCUUCCAAGUCACCGACCUCUCGGCACGCGAGGUCACCAUCGUCGUCACGGCCGACGCGGGCAUCCAGUGGUCAAAAGGGAACGAGGAGGAGGGAUCAGAGGAGGAGCUGCAGAAAUACUGUGACUUCCCAGAGGUGAUCGACAUCAGCAUCAAACAGUCCAAUAAGGAAGGCUCUGUGGAGAGCCGCAUAGUUACCUUCACCACACAGGACAACCAGACCCUGGAACUGGAGUUUCAUUCGCUCCCAGAGGCUCUGUCAUUUGUGUCCUUAGUCGACGGGUAUUACAGACUGGUUGCAGAUGCGAAUCACUAUCUGUGUAAAGAGGUGGCUCCACCAAGACUUCUGGAGUGCAUUCAGAGCUACUGCCACGGCCCUGUGUCGAUGGAGUUUACGAUUGGCAAGCUGCGUCGCUCUGGUAACCACCAAGGCCUGUAUAUCCUUCGCUGCAGCCCCAGGGACUACGACAAAUACUUCAUGUCUUUUGUGGUGGGGGAUGAAACUAUGGUGGACUAUAAGCACUGCCAGAUCGUGAAGAAGGAGUCAGGAGAGUACAUUCUGAGUGGUGCUAAGAGGAGCUUCGGCUCACUCAGGGAACUUCUGCACUGCUACCAAAAGGAGGCGCUCCGCACUGAUGGAUACACGUUCCAGCUGACCAGGUGCUGCUCACCCAGCCUCAAAGAUAAAUCCAACUUGGUGGUGUGUAGAAAUAAUCAAGGGGCAGAUGUUCCACUGUCUCCCUCACUCCACAAACACAACAUCAGUCAGAUGGUCUUCCACAAGAUCCGGAAAGAGGACCUCGUCAUUAAUGAGAGUCUGGGCCAAGGGACUUUCACCAAGAUCUUCUGCGGGGUGAGGAAAGAGCUGCGUGACUACGGAGAGAUACACCAGAUAGAUGUUGUUAUCAAGAUCCUGGACAAGGCUCACCGCAACUAUUCAGAGUCCUUCUUUGAAGCAGCCAGUAUGAUGAGCCAGUUCUCCCACAAGCACUUAUUACUCAACUUUGGCGUGUGUGUUUGUGGCAAUGAGAACAUGAUGGUGCAGGAGUAUGGUAAAUUUGGCUCACUGGACACCUACCUGAAAAAGAACAAAAGCGGUGUAAACAUCACCUGGAAGCUGGAAGUGGCCAAGCAGCUAUCCUGGGCUAUGCACUACCUGGAGGACAAAAACCUCAUUCAUGGAAAUGUUUGCGCCAAGAAUGUUCUUUUGAUCAGAGAGGAGGAUCGGACGAUGGGCAGCCUGCCCUUCAUCAAACUCAGUGACCCGGGAAUCAGCAUCACUGUGCUGCACAAAGAAGUUCUGGUGGAGCGUAUCCCAUGGGUGCCCCCGGAGUGCGUUGAAAACCCCCAGAACCUGAGUUUAGCCACAGACAAGUGGGGAUUUGGGACGACCCUUUGGGAGAUCUGCAGUGGCGGAGACAAACCACUCAGCACCCUGGACUGCUCCAAGAAAAUCCUGUUCUAUGAGGACAGGCACCAGCUGCCAGCUCCUAAAUGGACAGAGCUGGCCAACCUGAUCAACAGCUGCAUGGACUAUGAGCCCUCACACCGACCCUCCUUCAGAGCAAUUAUCAGAGAUCUCAACAGCCUCUUUACACCAGACUAUGAGCUGCUGGUAGAGAGCGACAUGGUGCCAAACAGGACAAGAGGCUUCGGCUUCCCGUGGGCCUCUGAGAGCCAGGAGCCGGCCCAGUUUGAGGAGAGGCACCUCAUCUUUCUCAAGCAGCUGGGAAAAGGAAACUUUGGUAGUGUGGAGAUGUGCAGGUACGACCCCCUGCAGGACAGCACAGGGGAGGUGGUGGCCGUGAAGAAACUUCAGCACAGCACAGCCGAGCACCUCAGGGACUUUGAGCGGGAAAUUGAGAUCCUCAAAUCCCUCCAGCAUGAAAACAUUGUCAAAUACAAAGGAGUCUGCUACAGUGCAGGACGAAGGAACCUACGGCUGGUCAUGGAGUAUCUCCCCUACGGCAGCUUGAGAGAUUAUCUCAUCAAACACAAGGAGCGCUUUGAUUUCAACAAACUGCUGCACUAUGCAUCACAGAUUUGCAAGGGUAUGGACUACCUUGCCACUAAGCGAUACAUCCACAGAGACCUGGCCACCAGGAACAUUCUGGUGGAGAGCGAGAUGAGGGUGAAGAUCGGAGAUUUUGGCCUGACGAAGGUGCUGCCACAGGACAAGGAGUACUACACCGUCAGAGAGCCGGGAGAAAGCCCCAUCUUCUGGUAUGCUCCAGAGUCGCUGACAGAGAGCAAGUUCUCUGUUGCAUCAGACGUUUGGAGUUUCGGCGUCGUCCUCUACGAACUCUUCACUUACAGCGACAAGAACUACAGCCCACCUGCGGUGUUUAUGGAGAAAAUGGGAAAUGAAAAGCAGGGCCAGAUGAUUGUCUACCAUCUGAUAGACCUGCUGAAACAGGGAUACAGGUUGCCUGCUCCAGAUAGCUGUCCAAAGGAGAUUCACAAGAUCAUGACAGAGUGCUGGAGCAGUGAACCAGCUCUGCGCCCUACUUUCAAGACAUUAAUCCACAGUGUGGAGACUGUAAGAGACAGCAAGGACGGAUGAGCGCCAUUGAUCCCUGAACCUUUGACCUUUAGGUGUUGACUCCCGGGAGUCAGUCGUCACAGAUCUUAACGGAAACACGAAUGCCUUUGUGAAGUCUGGGUUUACAGCACAGAUGCAGUUACUCAUUAGAAGUUUAGGUGUUUUGUUUUUCUUUUGGUGUUCUGCACGUCGGUCAGCCUAUUUAACAUUUACUCAAAUAAGGAUGGUAAUAUCCACCGUCUUUGCAGUUUACCCACUUCUGUCUAUGUUAUAUACAGGUUAUCUGAUUCAUAAUUAGUACACUACAUCUGAUUCAGACACAAAACCAAAGACUUAUCAAAUGCAGUUAAGUCUUAACUGCAAGUCUAAGUAUUUGUUUGUGGUGCUUAAGUUCCAGUGUUGUAUACCCAAAGGUAAAAAGGUACCACACAAACAUAGAUCUUCAGGACAAGCUGACCAAUCUCCAUUUCACUCAUUUAUUCUGGACAUAUCCAACAAAUGAUUUAACAUCAGCCUUCAAGUGGCCUUCAACAGAGAGUGAAAGAAAAUGGAAAUCAUGUCUUUUUUAUACAAGAGUUGAUAGUUCAUUGGUUCAAAGGGAAACUUUUUGUUGUUUUGCUUUCCUCUAUGUUGACAGUUAGCAAAUCAAGUAACAUGUCCAGAAUAAAUUGAGAUUAGUGAGCUUCAGGUAUUCAACAUUGGAUACAUCAGGUGACUUUAAGAGCAUUUCAUAAUGGGAUUAAUCAUUUUUUUGUGUUUUUUUGCACAUGGUGUUUUACAAAUUGAAUUCGACGAGUCAGGGAAGUGAGAUACUUCUUUUGUUUAACCAAAGACGCCAUGGGAUUCUUAACGCCAUCUGAAUGCACACCUCAACUUCAAUGCAAUGCUCUUGUGUGGUCAGACUUUUAAGGACUGGGACUGAAGAGGGAUCCAGGGAGACUUCUGCUUGAUAGUUUUAAGAAAGGCCAUAAAUGUAGAGCACCAGCUGAGCUUCUGUCACAAGGGGAUUCAUUAUGAACAUCUCUAAAGGUGUUUUACAUCAAGUUACAUUUGUGCCGUUACAUUGGACUUGUGUUGAACAAGUAUUCAUUGCACAUCGAGGAUGAUUCUGUGUAUUUUCUGCAAAAGCAAAAGCACCAAGAGGGCUUUUUGACAUGUGUUAGUUUGCUACGACUGUCAUCUGUUUACAUAAAACAUGCAAAAAAAAUCGAGAGCAUUGGAGAGAGCAAUAACAACUCAGUAAUCUAUUUGAAAACUGGGUCUCAUAGUGUCAUAUCUUGAACUAGUACAGUAACAUUCUUGUUUUUGAAACUGGAAAUUAUGUGUAAUGAGUAUAUAUAUAUAUUUUAUAAAUACAGUAUGAAGGUUCCACUGUUACAAGGCCAUACUAUCUUGUCUGUAAAUACUAAUGUGAAAAAUGUACUUUCUGAAGAUUGAAAAAAAAUAAUGAAGGGAGAUGCUUUUAUUUUCUCUGUUUUAUUUAAAAUCUUUGACUUUCGUUCAUUAUUUUUCCACCCAUUUAAAGUUGAACGGCUUGUUUCUAUAUGCUUGAUGCAUAUGCGUUACGAUGUGCAUUAUAUUAUCAGCCACAAAUAUAUCAGUGGUGAGAUAGUUUGUUUUUUUAUGGUUUUUAUUUCCAUUUUUAAAAACCCUUUAUGUGCCAAAUAUUAAUGACUUCUAUGAACAGAAUGUAAUUUAUGGAACAGCAUCUUUCUAAUUUUGACCGAUUAUUACUUAAAAACACUUUCAAAUGUUUUUUAUGCCAUCAAAGGGACAAACACAAAAUGUCAAAGGACAGACGGGCACCCUCUCACCUCGCUAAGAAUGAGUCACUGUAAAGAGCAAAGCCUUCUCACUUAUGAACAUUGUGUGUGUGUCUGUCAGCUCCCACGCUCUAACCUCUGGGCAGUAUCACGCCCGUCUGAAUAUUCUGGUCACAUCAAGUCUUUUGUGAAUGAGAAAUUGUCAGUUUGUUAAAUAGUGCCAAGACAGAAAAUGUUGCUGGCAUACAAACAUUAUUGUGAUAUAUGUACAUUGACAUGUAAGAGCAAAUAUAAUUAUUUUGUGAAAUAUCAUUUUUUUAGCCAAAGAUUUCCAGAAAAACAGGACAUUUAACCAGAUUUAACUGGUGGAUUUUUCAAUUUAUUUAAAUUUUUAGUUGUCAAAGACAUUAAGCCUGGUUCUGUCAUCUGAUGGCAACAUGCACCUACCUUUAAUACAAUUAUGAGUUAAUAGAUGUACAUAUUGAAACAUGGAUAUGUUGUAUAUUCCAUUUGUAUAUAAUUUCAUUAAACAAAACUUCUUGUGGUAAUA